CAUCGUACUAGUUAUCGAGCAGUUAUUUCAUCGAACAUGAGUUGGCGAGCGUGCUAGCCCGCAGAAAGCUGUCACUGGCUGGGUCAGUUGGCAACAGACCUUCGAGGUGAUCGUGUGAGUGCUCGUGCUGCUGCAGUCUCGCACCCGUCAAAACUUCUCUCGCCGGAUUUCGACACAAAGGACAAUCGAAAGGGUUCUGGUGCGCGGCUCGACGUGAUUAGGACGAGUCCGGGAGUGCGUCGUUAGUUCGGAAAAACCAUGGGGAUCGUCAAAAUCAUUUGACCCACGGGAACGACUCCAGGCUCGGUGGAUCGUGCUACCUCGCUUGAUAAUACAAAUCGGUAUGCACUGCCUAGGUGCGGUGACAGGAGGCGUGCCCAGCCCAAAUGGGGUUGGUGGUCGGGGUGGCAUUCUUAGCGUGUUCCGAGCCCUUGGAGUCCUUGUGUGCGAAGGGAGGAUUCAGGGCCCUCCACGGGGUUACAGAGAGGGCCCACACUGCGCAGCGCCUAUGCAGGCGCCCCCAAAUGACCAUGUGUGCGAAGAAGACAAUUACUUGUGCAAUCGAUAUCUUGUGCUCGUCCGGGAGAUCACGGACCGUACCGUGGUUGGGUCGUUCCUGUGCAUUGAAGUGGUGUUGUGCAGCGACUGUCCGUGCGGUUUUGCCAAAGCUGCAACGAAGAACCCGAUCUGCACCGUGCCAUCCUUAUCAAUCUCACCAUGGCAACACACGUCGGAGAUGCUGCUGGAGUAUUGGUGUGUCUCCACUGUUCCAAGCAAGAGCCCAGAGACGAUGAACUUCUACGGCCUGUACCAAGCAGUUCGUUCGCGGCUUCACUUUAGUCAGGUGGCAGCUUGGUGGUCCCGAAGCAACGGCAACGAGCCAAACUACAUCGCGACGAGGGUGGUACCGUAUAACGAGGAAAAUCUGAGGAAAUUUCGGGAAACCCCCGUAGAGCACACCUUCCCUCUGGCUGGUAACGGCGAUGGAAAUUCGAUAAAGGUGACCGUGUGGGCACUGCCGAGGAUGGAGGAGCUGCCGAUUCUCACCUGCCCGUUGCACCCGAUCAAAGAGAAGGACGAGGAGGGUGUCGCGAGGGCUUUGACACCCACCAAGGCUAUCCCGGUGCCCAGUGCUUCACAGAAUCCCGAGGCUCUGGUUUUGCCUGUUCUGGUGGACGACAGGCUGCAGACGCCCUGCAACAUGCCCGGAAAGCAUCACUGCAACUGCGAGGAGGAGGACGGUUCGCCGCCGUCGCCGUCGAUCCCGCGACCCAACAGCGAAAGAAAGCGUCGCAGGUCGCUUCCUUGCGGUCCAUCGGAUUCAGUUUCCUGCGUGACAGUUCAGCCGAUGCCUCUGCCGUCCGUGCAGGAGACAGCGACGCAGGAGCCGAAGGAUAGCCAGAGUUCCAGCUACCCAAAAUGCUCGUCCGAGAUCUCGAACAACCGCGUCCAGUCGCGGCCUGUGCAGGGUCAGUCUUGCAAGCUGGAGGAGAACGGCGUCAGGAACCGGAACAACCUCAACUCCGACAACCUGGAGCGUUGCUUCAAGACGCAGCUGAACAUCGACGAGCGCGAGGGGAACAUGGAGAAGCGUUACAAGCGAACCAUCGAGGACCCGGAGCCUCCGCAGCUGAAGUCUGUCGCUACCGGUGUCAAAGAGAAACAGUGCAAUUUGGAGAAGGACGCGCAGAGCGGCAGCAAGAAAACGAAAGAAGCAGAGAGCAAGUCUACGGAGAAGAACGGGCUGUUCGAGAACUUGAUACCGUUCAAUUCCUCGUUAUCGUGGUCAUUUGUGGAGUCGUGGAACAACAGCACCGCGAAUGGAAAAUGCGCGUAUUAUGGUCUACGAGGGAACAAAGACGGAUAUCUAAAUGACCCUGAAAGAACCUGCAAACCGCCGGUGUCCAAGGACCCGUACCUCGUGAUAAAUCCGUUCAGACAACCUAGUCCUUUCCACGAGUCAAAUCCAGGACCGUCGACGAACAAUCGGUUGAAACAGGAGUCGUUGAACACCGCCUGCAUGGUGCACCAAAGCUGCGCGAAACCGUCGAACAAGCUGCCGAGCGCAGGCGGAGUGUCCCCUGGACAGGAAGCUUUGAAAUUGGAGGAUGUAGCGGCGAACAACAGAGGAAGACCUGGGAAGGACUUGAGCCAGUUGAUGUCGAAGUUGUCGUUUCCUGAGGACAAGGAGAAGCCGAAAGAUGAAGGAGGAUUCUUGGAUUGGUUCAGCAGGGUUCCAGGGAGAGUUCUUGGUGUCGCGCCGAGCAACGGUUACGUGGAGAACAAGGUGAAGAACUUGAAGAGCCAGGAGCAACACGGGAACGAGGUCAGGUUCAAGAAUUGCAAUCUGGAGUUGAGUCAACGCGAGUUCGACGAGGUUUUGGCUGUAUUGAGGGCCAGGACACCGUCGGGACGGAAGAGGACCAGCGUCAAGACCUCGAAGAAGCGGGAACGGUCGGAGAAGUCGGUCGAGGACGGAGUGGACAGAAAGUACUACGUGAACUUGGAGAGCAACGAAUGCUCGGCGAACAACAUCGUGAACCGCGGCAAGUUCUGCGAGGGCUGCAGCCACAAGCUCUGCAGGAAGAACGAUCAGCAAGCGAUGGAGAAGUCCACUUUCACCGAGAUCUAUGGCAAUAAGAACAUCUACGAUCCGUCACGGAAACGGGAGAAACUCGACUGCGGUGGGUCGAGCGAGGAUCUGCAAGCAGUGAAACGCAAUAACGUAGAGAAGCGAACGAACGAGCCCAUGGACUGCUUGCAGAACGUCUCGAACAAAGCGGAUAUUCUACUGGGAGCAAUCUUGCGAACCAGCAAAGAUCGAAGGAACCUGCCGGAGGGUUCCAGCGGGACCAAACCCAGGUCUGCUUUGCCAACGUUCAGUGGGGAUGCGGAGAGCGACCGAGACAACGACUGCGAGAAAGCAGCUGCCGAGCAGAGAAUCGUCGUGCCAUUGGAGGACGAGAAGUCGUUACAUAUGGCGUUGAACAAGAGAUUCAAUCGGUUCCGGCAACUCUUCAAGAAGGAACAGGAGAAGAAGGCGAGCUUGACUACGGAGGAUUUCCAAGAGGUCCAACAGCCGGUACUGCGUUCGUUCUGGUGCAACAACCUCCAGCCCAGCUUGCACGAUCCAAAGAAUUUGAGGGACAGCAAGGUGAAGAGGAGGAUAGACUUUUCCAAUUUCAUUGAGGAAACGGAGAAGAGGUACACGUGCACCGAUCCGUCGGGACUUAGUACAAAUGGCGCACAUCAAAACCCAAGAAUCUAUAGUACAAAUUACAAGGAGGAAGGCAGCCGUGGUUACGAUAAUCCCGAGUCGGUGAAGUGGCCGAACAGACUGCACAGUACAAAUGAAGAGAAUAGCACAGCAGAGCACGAAGAGGAAGAGGAGAAAGCGAUGUCGAAGCUGCCCAAGGAUCCUACUCUGAGCGUCGGUGGGAAGAUAAGUGGUUACUCUGUUGUUAAAUCUCGAGGCAACGGUCACACUAAGGACAAUACGGUCACGGAGGAGGACGAAGCCCUCGACAAAAUGGUACCCACCGCGAUCGAGCAAGAAAGAUUCCGGCGGUCUCUAGAGAACGCAGCGUCUAUGGUGUUUCAUAGCAGAACCGGUCUGCCGUUGACUUCGAGUCCAGCUCCGUUGAGAAGAGGCAGCUGUUGCUUUGAUUACGAUAGCAGCUUAAAUUCUGUUUCCUCUAAGAGAAGCGCGUUGUUCGAGUUGAACACUCCACCGAGUCCAGGUGCGGUGUCCUUAGAGGAAACCGACAGAGAGACUGAGAACGCAGGGGAAGGUGAAGAGACACCAAAGAGACGUGCCACAUCCCGCAACAGGCCGCAGAGUCACGCGCUUCUGGGCAGCUUCGAGGAAUCAGCUUUGAACGGCAGACUCGAACCCGUGUCCACGGUUCACGGUUUCACGGCUGAGCUCGGAGCGAGCGGUUCCUUCUGUCCGAAACAUCGAAAGCUUCCGGUCACUGUGUUUUUCUACACGCUCGGUGACAAUGACAAAGUUUCCACGCCCUAUCUCGCACAUAUUAAUUUGGGCAAAAAGGGCUACCAAGUACCAAGAAGCGGUACUAUUCAAGUAACGCUUCUCAAUCCUUUGGGUACAGUCGUUAAGAUGUUCGUAGUACUAUACGAUCUUUCUGAUAUGCCGCCACGAUCUCAUACUUUUUUACGUCAGAGAACACUGCGGGACAAAACGCUACGCUACCUCGUUCAUCUUAGAUUUAUGUCCGGCAAGUCUGGACGUAUUUACUUGCAUACGGACAUCCGUAUGAUCAUCUGCCGCAAGUCCGACGUCGACACGGCGUCGGAUUUCGGUUCAGAGCCGCCGAAGGAACUAAGAAGCUACAUCCACGGCCCCACCAAUCCGAAAUUUUCGCCAAGGUGCUGAGCCGCGUGGCUCUUUCCGUGGGGUUGCUGCCAAUCUCUCCGCUCGCCUAGUCCCCUUCACGCAGAGGUUUGAUCGAGACCAGUUUUUGGCACAGAUUUCACAGGGAAACGUGUAUCUGACAAGUACGAAGGCUCGUUUCGAAGAAAAAAGGCCGGUCGUCGACCACGGUUCACGAAGGAAACGGGCCCAGCAGCCUGGGGAAAGAGAUGACUCAUAAACACGAAAUCCAGAAGCACCGAGAAUUGACGAAUUGCGACGAAAUUAAACGAUCGCGGUAAGGAUUCUAAUAUCGGUAAACAUUUGUCGAUUGCUCUUUCCAAAUGGACGUUCGUAGAAAAUCGAAGGAUUCGUUUAGGGAGCCAUUUUGUCAAGUACCAGCAAUACCAUUUCUUCGCGAAAGAAGACGAGCACCGGAGACCCUCGACGGGCACAUUUUGGAAGAGAAGCGUCCCGAAGAACUUGAGGGAAUAGAACUGGGAAUCCUUCAGAGUUCGAAUUAUUUUGGAAGAGAGUUUAAAAAAGGAGAUCUGAAUUUUCGGGGAGUAAUUUCAGAGAAGUAAUUUCAGAAGAGAAACGAGAAGGCUAAGGGGAACGUUGAGAGCCACUUGUCUCGCUCUUCGGCUUCCAUUUAUUUCUUCUUUUUGUUCUGUUUCUGCGGUCGUUUUAUUUGUAACACAUGAACGCACCCGCGCCGGCGUUGUUUGCUCGCGAGAGUUUCUUCCCUGUUAGUUUCGCCGUUUCUAGACGCUGAAAUCGAAAAUUUUUAGUUGAAUUGUUCUCGCAGGAAAUUGUUUUCUUCGCCUGAAAGUUACUUCGGACGCAUACGAUAUUAUUAUUAUUAUAUAUCUAUUAUCUUUAUCUAUAUACAAUCAGUAUAAACAGUAUUCGUACAGCAACCAAUUAAAAAUAAAUGGUUCCUGUACGAAUAUUUAUUACACUGACUGUAUAUAUUUAUAUAUUAGAAGGACCAGAAAGUAAUGUCGUUUCUUUUACAUUAAAUUCAAACAAAUAAAUUUAUAAUAUGUUUUUACUUUUAAUCAAUUAUAUAAUUGUCCUCGUUAUCAAUAACCUUCUGUCAUCUAGUGUGCAAAUUUUCAAUACCUGAUUGAUAAAGAUUGAUUGGUACAUGGUGAGACUGGUAAAUAAUAAACAAGUAGUUGCAUUCGUUGAAACAACAUUACUUUCUGGUCCCCCUAAUAUAUAUGGACGAAUAGGCGUCUGAUUUAUUGUCUUUCGAAUAUUGGAAUUAUAUAUUUCUUGUCGCUCAGGGCUCGUCGAUUCAUCCGCGAGCCGGAAGAUCUCCUUGGAAGGCCAUCUUCUCGAUUUAUUGUUGUAAAUAUAAGUCACGUGUAAAGUGAGGUAAGAAUUUUUUAAACAGGAUGAUGAUGUCGCGCGCGCGCGCGCGUGUGUGUGUGUGUGUGUAGCACUGUACGUCAAAAAAAAAAAGGAAAAAAGAAAAAGAGAAAACAGAAAAUCGCGAUGAAAAAUAAAUUUAGUGAUACGAGCAUUGAAAACGUCAAGAAUCGGGUCUCUCGUUGACAUUGGAAUGACACUCUCGAACUAUUGUACAAAACAAAAACAAAAAAAAAAGAAAGGAACGAGAAACAUGUGAUCUAGAAAUCGUUUAAAAGUGUAAUUUAAAUAGAUGCCAUUUAUCGAUUCGUUGAUAUUUUCAGAAGAUAAAGCGAAAGACGAUCAAAGACGUCGUUUAUUUUAUUAAAAAAAAAAAAAGAAGAUGUACGAGAAAACGAUGGAGAAUCGAACAACUGCUUUUCGCGUUCGAACGUACAGUUUGCGAAUCAACGAGUGGCUGGAUUAUGCGACUUUUCCUCCACCGACGAUGAAAUAAAGGGAAAAAAAAAUACAGAAGAAAAAUCAUUAUUUACACGUAUAAACAGAACACAAUUUUGUGUCCGUAGCACUGUGAUGAAUAUUUUGAUAGACUAUAAAGAGUAAUUAUUAUAAAAUAUCUAUUUGAGUAGUGAAUAUGUCCUAGGUUUUAAUGAAUUAAUAAUUGUACUAAUGUCGUACGAGGAAUGUAAUCGAGCGUAAUUACUAACCGUAUAAAAAGAAUUAUACACACAUCUUUCGCAGACACCACAAGGGCGCUCAUUAACCGUCUCCGUAUCGAACAAACGGUUCGUUUCCUUUAUUUUUCUACGAGUUUCGCGUUAACUUCACACGAAACCGAAGCGUUUCAGAGAUCUCAAGUUCGAAGCGAAACUCUUUUCUAAGCGUAUUUGCGCGAUGAACGCUCGAAUUUCGCCUGAAUCUUGUCAAGAAGAAACGAACAAUUAGACCAUGUUGUCUUUCGAAAAGAUUCUCUGUCAAAUUCACAGAGAAAAUUUAACGGAAUUAUCACACUGUUAUUUCAUGAAGAAUACUUGUAACUGUGACUGUGUCCAGCUAUUCAUCGUCUAGCUGAAACGUUGAUCAAUUUAUAAAUAAUGAGAAUGUUAAAAAACAUCAAGCAGGUUUAUGACACUGCGUUUCGUCGUCCAAACAGCUAGUUUGUCUGGAAAUAAAUUUAGCCUUUUCGUUGGUGAAUUGGAGGUGGUAGUAAGGAAAACUGAAUUUAUCUUUCAAUAAUCAUGAUCAUAAAUACACGUCGACGUUGAAUAAGGAAACGAAAUAUAUCUUACAGAAAUUGUCUGCAACAGGCAAACUGUUUACAUUCUCGAUAUUGUUUUCUUUAAUUUGAAUAUUUCAGCAUACACGCACGAAUUUUAUUUUAUCUCUGGGCCUGCUCCAUGUUUUUGAACACAGAAAUAAUUUCUAUAUUGAGAGAUAAAAUAAAAUUCGUAUGCUCAAAUAUUCAAAUUAAAGAAAACAUGGAGAAUGUAAACUUCCUGCCUGUUGUAGACAAUUUUUGUAAGAUAUAUUCAGUUUCCUUAUUCAACGUCGACGUGUAUUUAUGAUCAUGGUCAUUGAAAGAUAAAUUCAGCAUAGACGUUUUCUUUACUACUGAUAAAUUUACCAGCGAAAAGGGUACAUUUAUUUUUGGACAAACUAGCUAUUUGGACGACGAAACGCAGUGUCAUAAACCUGGGCCUGCUCCAUAUUCUUAAAUACAGAAAUAAUUUCUGUAUUGAGAGAUAAAAUAAAAUUCGUGCGUGUAUGCUCAAAUAUUCAAAUUAAAGAAAACAUGGAGAAUGUAAACUUCCUGUCUGUUAUAGACAACUUUUGUAAGAUAUAUUCAGUUUCCUUAUUCAACGUCGACGUGUAUUUAUGAUCAUGGUCAUUGAAAGAUAAAUUCAGCAUAGAAUUUAUCUUA
Molecule: messenger RNA, 7670 nt
Organism: Hylaeus anthracinus
Lineage: Eukaryota; Metazoa; Arthropoda; Insecta; Hymenoptera; Colletidae
Gene: atos
Product: atos homolog protein A
Exons: 10
Coding region: 344-4396 (1350 amino acids)
Source: RefSeq, a predicted model, not a curated record